UAAUUUUCUACUUUAUUUGUGACUUGUCCGUUGUACUGUGCGUUACUGAGUGUUUGCUACAAACUAGACAGAAAUUUGAAUUUAUUUUUUUUUUAUUAAAUUAUUAUUUUUUUUUAAUUUUAAUAGUGAUAAUCAACAAUCAUGGCAAAGAAAAAUAAAAAUACAAGGAAUAAAAAUAGACAAUAUCACUUCAAUUAUAAAGUAAUUCAACAAAAAAUAUUGCCUCGUCAAGAAUUAUUAAAAUUUGUGUUCAGAAGCAAACGAAAAUUAUUUCGGAAAAUAUCGAAACAAAAUUCACAAAUGAUAAUAUUAAAAAUAUUCAUGUCAUUGAUAAAAAUUUUCCAAUCAGUGAAAAAUAAUAUUAAAUAUAUCAUGUUCCAAGCAUAUUUUUUAUGUUUUUAUAUAUUUAAUACAAUUUUUUCGAAAUUUGUUAAUUCAAAAAAAUAUGUAGAGAAAACACAUAAGGAUUCAACUGAUAAAAAAUAUGAGCCAAACGAUGAAGAAAAGGAAAUAAAGACAGAACCAAAAACAGAAAAUUCAGAAAAUAAAGAUAAAAGUGUGUUGUCUCAUAAUAAGAAUCACAAAGGAAAGGAAAACAAUGAUGAUAGUGAUAAAAUAAUAACUAUCGAAGAAAAUUUUGACUCUUCUACUGAAUUAUGGAACAUCGCGAAUGAUAUAAUAAUAAUGAAUAUGAAAACAGAGAAUGAAGAUAUUAACAGAUCUAUAGAAUCAUGCAACGUAGACGAUCCUAUAGAGAUAUCAAUUAUUAAUAAUAUAAACUCUGAAAUAAUUACAUCUCAAGAAAAUGAAUUGUCAGAAAAUGAGUUGUCAAGUACAACAAAUGAUUUUCAAACACAAUUUUCAAAAUCGUUCAUUGAUGAACAAGAUAGCAUUUCUUCUGUAGAUGAAGAAGAAGAUGGACAAAUAUUUCAAAAACAAUAUAAUUCUUCGGAAGACGAAUUUAAAUCCUCUUUGUUCCAUACAUGUUGUGCUUCUUGUAAGUGCGAAAAAUCAAAACAAAAUAAUUUUUAUUGUCGUAAAGUAAUCAAUAAUUAUUCUCACAAUUCCCCAUUUAUACCUGAAUCAAAAAACAAGGAACGAAUGAAGAAAACGAAUGAGUAUGCCAAUGAUAAAAGAAAAAAAGUUAUAUCUCAUGAAAACGAAAAAUAUACAAAAUAUAAAAAUGACAAAAAUACAAAGAAAGAAAAGAAAGAAAAUUCUCGAAAAAAUGUUUCGCCUAAAGAUAAAUCAUGUUUUUCAAGAAUGCCAAUAAAAUUUAAUAAACGAAAAUAUAAAAAUAUUAAAUAUAAAGAAGUGGCUAUACAAACAGAUAACAGUCUUUUAGAGAUAGAUGACAAUGUUGAAAUAAUAUCAACUGAUGCGAAUCGAUUUUCUGAACAACAAUUUUACUGCAAAUCUCAAUUCAAUCAUUUUCAGGGUAGAGUGAUAGUACAAGAAUUAAAUACAUUUAAUUAUAUAGCGGACAAUGAAGAAUCAAGUAUUGGGUUUUUAAGAAUCGCACAUAAACAAAUUACGUCAUGCAGUACAUCAUCUUCAUCAACAGAUCUUGGCUUCGAUGAAGAUACAUCUAUAAUUCCUGAUAUGAAUGAUGUAAUAAGGCACUUAAACAUAUCUAAUGAUGCAAAUACUUCUCCAAGAUGUACUCGUCCACCUCCUGGUUUUCCUGAAAUACCACAAAAUAGACCGCUAAUGUCUCAGAUAUAUGAUCCUAUAAAUUUUAUAUUAGCAUCUUCGACGUAUGAAAAUUCCAUAAAUACCUAUAAUUCUCGUAUUAACACGAUAACAAUUGUACCACCUAUGCCACAUCUUUAUUACGAUUAUCCCGAAUUUAUGGAUUUUCCUACUUAUAACAAUUUUUCAGGAACUUUUUAAAUAAUAUUCUAGAAAAAAAUUAUGAAUAAUAUUUUUAUAAUAAUAAUAAUAAUUUUAUAUAAUUAUAUAAUAUUAUAAUAAUUUAAUAAUAAUUUAAUAUAAUAAUACAUAAUAAUUAUAUUAAAUAUUAAUUUA
Messenger RNA from Apis cerana (Asiatic honeybee), 2028 nucleotides. RefSeq lists its product as uncharacterized. Lineage: Eukaryota; Metazoa; Arthropoda; Insecta; Hymenoptera; Apidae. The record is from RefSeq and is a predicted model, not a curated record.